CAUGGUUGUUGAAGACUUGUGCCAGUAGGUGUGGACCAAAUGUGAGAUCCCGAGAUAGCGUGAUGUGAAGUUCUUGUAAAAUGUUUUUUCUAUAUAGAUAGCGGAGAAGUUUAGGGUUUUAUGAACCCCUGCAACUUUUCCUGUUUUUCCAGCGUGGUUCUUAUGGAAGGAUAGGGCUUUUAAUGCCCUUUACAGUGUGUGUUUUUGUUUAAAGUUUUCAAGAUGGCGCACAAUUUAGCCCCAAGUGUAAAUUGUUCCCUAGAUGACAUCGAUUUGAAUGCCUUGAAGGACCCGGCAGGCAUAUUUGAACUAAUUGAAGUAGUUGGAAAUGGGACUUACGGUCAAGUCUACAAGGGUCGGCACACGAAGACGGGUCAACUGGCCGCCAUCAAGGUCAUGGAUGUCACGGAGGAUGAAGAGGAAGAAAUAAAGCUGGAGAUAAACGUGCUGAAGAAGUACUCGAAUCAUCGGAACAUCGCCACGUACUACGGGGCCUUCAUUAAGAAGAGUCCACCUGGGAAGGACGACCAACUGUGGUUGGUGAUGGAGUACUGUGGCGCGGGAUCAGUCACCGACCUUGUAAAAUCGACGAAGGGGCAGAGCCUGAAGGAGGAGUGGAUAGCGUACAUCUGCCGGGAGAUCCUGCGAGGCCUCAGCUACCUGCACACCAACAAGGUCAUCCACCGGGACAUCAAGGGCCAGAACGUGCUGCUCACGGACAACGCCGAGGUCAAACUGGUGGACUUCGGGGUGAGCGCGCAGCUGGACCGGACGAUAGGGCGGCGCAACACCUUCAUCGGCACGCCCUACUGGAUGGCCCCGGAGGUGAUAGCCUGCGACGAGAACCCCGACGCCACGUACGACAACCGCAGUGACCUGUGGUCCCUGGGCAUCACCGCGCUGGAGAUGGCAGAGAGCCAGCCGCCGCUGUGCGACCUGCACCCCAUGCGGGCGCUCUUCCUCAUCCCCCGCAACCCCCCGCCGCGCCUCAAGUCCAAGAAGUGGGCCAAGAAGUUCCACGGGUUCAUAGAGACGGUGCUGGUGAAGGACUACCACCAGAGGCCCUACACGGAGCAGCUGCUGAAGCACCCGUUCAUCCGCGACCAGCCGACGGAGCGACAGGUCCGCAUACAGCUCAAGGACCACAUAGACCGCUGCAAGAAGCGCAAGCAGGACAAAGAGCGCGAGGACUACCGGUACAGCGGCUCGGAGAACGAGGAAGAGGAACCGGCCACCGCCGGCGAGCCGUCCUCCAUCGUCCCGGCGCCAGGCGGCGACACCCUCCGGCGCAACUUCCAGCAAAUCCAGCUGAAGCCGUUUUCUGGUGUGGAACAGGAAGGCAGGACGCUGACGCAGAACGAGAGCAAGGAGUCGAAGCACAACAGGAAAGGGGAGCGGGAGGAGAUCCCGGAACCGGGGCCCCCGGCCCGACCCCCCAUACCACAGAGACUGAUAGUGGUUCCGGACCCCCACCCGCCGUCGCGGCCCCUCCCGCCCCCGCCGAGGGAGGAGCGGCAGGCGAAGCCCGCCACCCCGCCCACGGGGGCCUCGGCCCACCAGCCCGCCCCGGCGCAGUCCCAGCCCCCGCCCCAGCCUCAGCCCCAGCGCAACUCACACAUUUUCAAGCCUAUGGUCCCUCCAAGAAGACCUGAGGACCUGGACAUGCUGGCGGCGCAGCUCAGCGAGCUGGGCGUGGCGCAGCCCGAGGCCCCCCCGCGCCACCGCCAGAACGGCAAGGUGGCCGCGGGCCCCCAGCCCCCCGCCCCCUCCGUGCUCGACCCCCCCGUCGAGUCCGACUCGGAGGAGGAGGGCGACGAGCGCGUCAGGAACGACGGCACCCUCCUGGCCAGCGACCCGCCCAAGCCGCUGCCAGAGAUAUCCCCUUACAGACCGACUGACUCAACACACAUACCACAGACCAUGGUCAUCCACGAAGGUCCGUCGUCGAGCGGUGCGCCCAACCGGCCGCUGCCCCCCACUCCGGACGAGGAGGAGAGCGGGGAGCGCACCCUGGUGCUGAAGAGGAGAGAAGAAGCGUUGAAACAAGAGAAACAGUCUGUAAGGCAUUCUGAGGCCGACGAACAGUUGCUGUUGAACGACUGGGACAUUGCUCGGUUCUUCCAAGGGUUCAACGAGCGAAUGGACAGGAUUAACGUGGACGGCAAGGGGAGCAAAGGGAACGCGGAGGCGAGCACCAAGCCCUCCCAAGAGAAGCCGCAGGAGAAGGCAUCCAGGGCCAGCAAAAGCUCGGGCGGUGGGACGGUUGGGCGUAGCAAACCUCGAAGCGAAAAAAAGACAGUGAAAGAUCUCUUCGGUGUCGGAGAUAAACUUGUGGUGCACCACAGAAGAAACGAGUCUGACUCUCGGGUGUCGAACUCCCCUUUCAGUGGAUUUCGGCGUGAGAACUCUGAUUUCUUCCCCGCAUCGUCGCGGCACUCGGCCAUACUCCUGGAAGGAAAGAGCGCGCAAGGCGGCGGGAGCAUUUUCUUCGGGAACGGCAGGAGGGGCUCGGACAUAGCGGUGGCCGGACUGAACAUCCUGAGCGGGGCCAGCGGCAAGAAGAGCAGGGCGGCCCCCAAGGGCGGGGAGCCGGUGCUGACGGACUUCAGCCAGCGGGCGUCGGGGUCGUUCGAACAGCCGCUGCGGCCGCGGCGCGAGAAGACGGAAGGGGACAUCGUGCUGAUGCGCAAUAGGCAGGACCUGCGCGACGAGCUGCAAGCGCGGCGGCUCGACGUGGAACAGAGGUUCUCCCGCGAGGCCGACCGCAUGAGGCGGCGCAACAGCCGGCCGGCGGAGGACGCGACCUCGGAGAUCGCUCAGGACCAGAGCCGCGAGGAGCGCCGCGGCGGGGACUUCCACCGCAUGGACUCGUCGCCCGGCCAGCUGGGGACGCCCGGCUCGCGCACCAGCUCCGUGCUCCCGGACCUGCUGACCCAGGCAUCGUCUAGUCCUGGCACUCCGAAUCAGAGGCAGGAUAAAUCAACGAGCGAAGAGUACCGCCAAGCCGUGUCUAAAUCGCCCCCCUACCUGCUCCAACAGAAACAGCGGUCGUUUCUCACGUUCGGGUUCGGGGCGGGCGGGUCAGGCCCCACGCGGCGGGAGUCGCACGUCAACGUCAACGUCACGCCCACCUCGCACGACGUGGGCUCCGACACGCCCGAGAUCCGCAAGUACAAGAAGAGGUUCAACUCGGAGAUACUGUGUGCGGCGCUGUGGGGCGUGAACCUGCUGAUCGGCACAGAGAACGGCCUGAUGCUGCUGGACCGCAGCGGCCAGGGCAAGGUGUACCAGCUCAUCUCCCGCCGCCGCUUCCAGCAGAUGGAGGUGCUGGAGGGGCAGAACAUCCUGGUGACCAUCUCGGGCAAGAAGAACCGCGUGCGCGUCUACUACCUGUCCUGGCUCAAGUCCAAGAUCCUGCGCACGGACGGGGUGAGUGAUCAAGUGGAGCGGCGCAACGGCUGGAUCAACGUGGGGGACCUGCAGGGGGCAGUGCACUUCAAGAUCGUCAAGUACGAGCGCAUCAAGUUCCUCGUCAUUGCCCUCAAGGAGAGCAUAGAGAUCUACGCCUGGGCGCCCAAGCCUUACCACAAGUUCAUGGCCUUCAAGUCGUUCGGGGACCUGGCCCACCGCCCGCUGCUGGUGGACCUCACCGUCGAGGAGGGCACCCGCCUCAAGGUCAUCUACGGCUCGGCCGACGGCUUCCACGCCGUGGACCUGGACUCUGCGUCCGUGUACGACAUCUACCUGCCCAAGCACACGCAGAGCCCCAUCUCCCCGCACUGCAUAGUGCCUCUCCCCAACUCCAACGGCAUGCAGCUGCUCCUGUGCUACGACAACGAGGGCGUCUACGUCAACACUUACGGCAAGGUGUCGAAGAACAUAGUGCUGCAGUGGGGGGAGAUGCCGACGAGCGUGGCGUACAUCGGCACCGGCCAGAUCAUGGGCUGGGGGAACAAGGCCAUCGAGAUCCGCAGCGUGGAGACGGGCCACCUGGACGGGGUCUUCAUGCACAAGAAGGCCCAGAGGCUCAAGUUCCUUUGCGAGAGGAACGACAAGGUGUUCUUCUCGUCUGCGAAAGGCGGUUCCUCAUGCCAGAUCUACUUCAUGACCUUGAACAAGCCGGGAAUGGCCAACUGGUGAUAGUGCACGGACUUGUGGAUCAGUCGGUUGCGAGUGCGGAAACCAGGUGGACCAUCCACGUGUGUGUCAGUCGGAGAACGGAGCGUUUUAACUUGUGAUAUUGCGUCUGAUGAAAUCCUCAUUUCAGCAUUUUUUUUUAACAUGUUGCUCCAAAUGCUUUCUCUUCUAUGUCUUUAACAUAUUUGCGGCAAUAUGUUACUAAAAAAAAUAAUUGUUUUAGCUAGUAAAUCUGCAAGACAAAAUUUUAGCCAUUUUUACCAUUCUUCUUUUAAGAUUUUCUAUGAAUUUGCUUGUGUGAGUUCAGUUAAAAAUUUAAAUAAUUUAAAAAAUAUAUAUUAUUUGGGUUAUUUAUACUUCUUUCCGUGAACUCACUCAAUCCUGCACUGUUAUUUUAUAUAACAUGCUGUUGUUUUUGUAAAUAUUUUUUUCAAAGAUCAAAUGUGUUCAUGUGAAUUUAACACUUAAAAACACAAACUAUGUUUUCAGUUUUGGUGCUGUACAGAUCUAUAUUAUGUAAGAAAUAAGUUAAUUUUUAUAGCAUUUUAUUUGCAAGAGAAUGGUGGGAAAAGUCUGUUACACAAUUUUAAGUAUCUCAGAUAGUGUUCCUGAUUUCUUUUGUCUUUAAAGCUUCCAGUGGAAUUUGUUUGUUAUUUUUUCCCUCCAUAAGUGAACGUGUGCUCUUGAAUGUUAAACUGUUGGGACAUACCUAUGGAAUCUUCCUCGUUUGGUGAGCUGUUGAUAUUAUUGCAAAUUUUUUUCCAACUUGAUUAGAGUUAACUUUAAGAUUUGUAUAAAAUUUUGGACAAGAACUAUGAUACUUAUUAUGAUCCCCCCCCCUCCCCUCCUCCUCAUCCCCAUCAUUUUUAUGAGUGCUGUAGUUUCAUAUAAACUCCUUAUCAAUGUAAAUAAAUUACAUAAAAUGAUUUUUUCAUAAUGUGUUAUUUUAUAUGGAAGUAGUAUUUUUUUUUAAUGGAUAUUUAGUUAUGUACGGUUCAUAAACUAUUAGUUCCAGUUUCAGUUGCUUUGACCCAAAACCAACUUUUGGAAUCUGGUAUUUUUGUACGUUUCUAUUACUUCGCGAUCUGUAAUGUCAAUGCAAAGUUUGUCCUGCGGAAAAGGUAAAAUUGGAAUUGGAGCCAAAAAGUUAGGCUUGAAUUCAACUGACAAAGACUAAGAACCGCAUAGCCCUAAUGUUAAGUUUUUUUUUGUAUAUUUUGACUACAUAUUCAUGUUUAGCAGAACACUUAGUUUUUUAAGACUGAGUAAAGAGUAAUAUUUUAAACUGCGCUCAGAUUGGUACAAAAAAUAUAAUUGUGUGUCAGGUUUUUUAAUGAUAUUUUAUGAUCAUAAUUAUUAAUAAAAAGUUAAUUGUUAUUAAUAUUAGGUAUGUAGCACAAGUAUUAUGCACAAAGUUUUAAAUAAGAAGAGUAAUUUACAGCAAUUAAAUUCCAUAAAAAGAGCAUAAUAUACACAAUAAUGGAAAAAAAAAAUUUUUUUAAGGUAAACUAUGAAGUGCCAUUAACUGGUUUCUGUGCUUGUGGUAAGGCAUUGUAUUAUGUGCAGUUUGACAUGGUUAGCCUUGGGAAAUACUUCAACCAUGAAUGUGUAAAAUAUUAUCUAACCGGAUUUACGGCUUCACCAACUGUUAGAUUGUUUUUGUAACCCCACAUAUGUAUGAAGAAAUAGUUGGUAUGAGACUAAAGUUGUAGGCAUUGUGCUGCUGUAAAAAAUAAAAAAACAUAAAAUGAGUUACUAGUGACAAACCAUCAUGCUAAUAGGCAAACUUUUAAUGAUGAAUAUUUUUCUGAAAUUUUACAAAUAACAUAAAUGAUGUGUGGAAUAUAUUUUGUGCAAGUAAAUAUGGACAAGAUGUUUUGACGCAACGUCUAAUAAAUCAAUGAACACCGGCUGUACGCACGAAAAAGUGUCCCAUUGCGCACAUUGUUCUGUUACGCUGUGUCCCGUUACGCUCAUUGUUCCGUUACGCUGUGUACAGACAACCAAUUUUUUUUUAAUGUUUUUAUUUUGAGGCUAAUUUAAUUUUUGAAUCAAAAUAUUUUGGUGUGUUUAUUUUUAUUUUAAUAAAUGUAACACAUUAAAUGUUUUAUAAUAAUUAUACACCAAAACCAUUUACAAUAUAAUAUGUAAUAAGCAUUUCUAACUAUGUAUGUGGAACAAUACAAAUUAAUCUGCAAGUAAAAUGUAGAAGAAAUUUAGAAGAAAAAUGUACCAAAGCUGUAAUGUAGAAAUGAGUUACUAAUAACAGUUAAUAGUUAAAAAAAAAAAAAAAAAAAAAUCUGGUACAACUUUCAUGGUAAAUAUGUUACAUUCCUCAAUUUUAAUGUAUUACAAAAAAAUCAGUGUUUGUGUUUUGACGUUUUGAGUUAAAUUUUUGAUUUAAAAUGCUGAUUAUUUUAUGCUUUCAGUCACAUUUUUGGUGCUUUAUGGUGUAUUAUUAACUUGCAUUUUGGCUAUCUAUGUGUAGUUCAUGUAAUAGUUUUAUUUCUAACUGUAAAACACACUUCAAAAAAUUCCAUUUAAGAAAGUUUAUAAAAUUUGGCAUUUAACCUAUAAAUACAUAACAAUUUCACUCUUUUAAUAAGGAUUCGUUGUAGUCAAAAUUUGUAAACAUUUUAUUGUAGACUGUUAUGUUUGGUUCAGUGUUGAUUUCCUUCAUUUUGUUAAUUUGUCCUGGUCCCUAAAAAUGUUAAAAUAUAUUUCACUGUGUGUUUUGUAUUCACGUUAGUGUUGACCACAAUUCCACUGGAUGCUAUAUUGAGAGUUUCUUCAAAAAAAAAUAUGUUUAGUCUUGCUGUUUUGUGAUAUUUAGGUUAUGUUUACAAGGCAGAAAUUUUCUACGUACAAUUAUUGCAAGCAGAUUUUGUUUUAUAUUUACUCAUAAUUAAUUAAAUAUUGUAUUUUACAGGAAAAAAUUGAAUGAAUUGGAUCAUUACAGCUUGUAAUGUGAUCUUUGUAACUAUUUAUAGAUACUUUAAUGUGUAAACGUGAUUUGUUUUAAGAUCAAAUUUUUAUCAGCUGAUUUUGUGGCGUUUGUAAAUAAUUUGAGUGAAUGAAUUGCGUGUGUGUGUAUGUGUGUGCUGGUUGUGCAAUAUGCCAUAGUCGGGACUGGUUUAUGCGGACCGCAACAUUGCGGCAGAGGAAAUAUAAUGACUGAAAAAAAAAUCAACAAUGUAAUUUUGUUAGCUGUAAAAACAUUUAAAUACUUAACGAGGGAGAAUCUGCAGAAACUUAGUGCAGUAUUAAACAUGAUUCAGCUUUUGAUUCGUACUGCACUCAAAGAAGCGCUGCAAGCAUUUAUUGUACACUGAUAAUUCUUGGUGCUGAAGCGAAUGAGGAAUUCCAGUCAAUAAUUGAAAAGUGUUCAGUGCCAACCCUAACACUCCCGAGUACUUUAUGCUUUACGUGCCCGUAACAAAGGUUUUUUUUGUGCUAACGAAAUUGCAUUGUACAAACUUUUAUUUUUCUUUGUAACUUUUUAAAUUGCCAUUUCAACACAUAGUAAUUAAUUUCCAAAGAUAUUAGUGUAUUACAUUCAUAUAUUAUAUAAAUAUUGUCAUUAUCAGCCAAACCAGAAGCAACUUGCAGAAGAAGGAAAAAAAAAAGAUUUAUCAUGUAGGAUUAGCAAUCUGAAUAUUUCGAAUUUAUACAUAGAUUUUUUAUUACUUGUGAAAGUAUGACUGAUGUUUUUGUACAUCCCUUGAGCCACUUGUAAGCAUAAAAAGUGUUUGUAUAUUUGCACGUGUUCAUGUGUAACUAAAUAAAGUAGAUGGAAAAAAAAAA
Bacillus rossius redtenbacheri is the source of this 7941-nucleotide messenger RNA. RefSeq names its product serine/threonine-protein kinase mig-15 (gene msn). The coding region runs from base 223 to 4140 and encodes 1305 amino acids. Gene Ontology annotation, molecular function: MAP kinase kinase kinase kinase activity; ATP binding. Lineage: Eukaryota; Metazoa; Arthropoda; Insecta; Phasmatodea; Bacillidae. The record is from RefSeq and is a predicted model, not a curated record. The transcript is spliced from 25 exons. Gene Ontology annotation, biological process: protein phosphorylation.